Molecule: messenger RNA, 408 nt
Organism: Aspergillus glaucus CBS 516.65
Lineage: Eukaryota; Fungi; Ascomycota; Eurotiomycetes; Eurotiales; Aspergillaceae
Product: ankyrin repeat domain-containing protein
Exons: 1
Molecular function (GO): protein binding
Source: RefSeq, a predicted model, not a curated record
GGCUUAGCACCUCUCAUACGCGCUGCAGAACUAGGGUACUGGGAGGAGGCCGACCUUCUGCUCAACUUGAGAUCUGUUGACGUUUCAUGUCCCAUCAAAGGCGGUACGACAGCCUUGUCCAUCGCGAUCAGCCGGGGAAAUGACUUGAUCGUGAAGCGGCUUUUCGUUCUAUCGAACAUUGAUAUCAAUGGUCGAAGCCCGACAAGUCAGUGCCCACUUGAGGUGGCUCUGGAGUACCAGCAGUAUUACAUCUUCCAACUUCUCCUCUCGGACCCUCGAAUCAUGAUCAACAAUAAGAACAAACUGGGCCAAACCCCACUUUAUCAUGCGGUAGAAUACGGGGAUCACGUGGCAUAUCAACCAAUGUUCGAUGACCUUGGGUCAUGGUCGAUAUUGUUCCCGGCUUAG